Suillus paluster is the source of this 1398-nucleotide messenger RNA. RefSeq lists its product as uncharacterized. Lineage: Eukaryota; Fungi; Basidiomycota; Agaricomycetes; Boletales; Suillaceae. The coding region runs from base 1 to 1398 and encodes 465 amino acids. The transcript has a single exon. The record is from RefSeq and is a predicted model, not a curated record.
AUGGCUCCCACUUCCUCCAUUUCCCCUAUCUCCCGUCCAGUCGCAAAGCGCCCUCGGGGUGCUACUCCCAUCCCCAAAAAGCCGUCCAAAGGGAAAGAGCGAGCCAUUCGUGGCUCCCUCCCCCCCAGGCCAUCCGCAAGCUCGGGUCUUUCAGCCCCCUCCAUCUCUGGGGCCCCUGGCACACCUGCUGCCAGGCACACACCCAUCUCCCCUCCUUCUUCUCCUGCCGCCAAGCGUUUCUCGCCCGCUUCCUCCCCUGUCUCACGCACCUCGUGCCCCCCUCCUCACAUGUUCACCGAGGAGGAGGUGGCCACCGCAGCCUCCAGGGCUGCUGACGAGGCUCUCGCUAGGUACGCCCAGUCCAUCCACGGGCACGCUUUGGCGGCCCCUUUCGUAUUGCAGCCUCCACCUGGAAGCCUCUCUCACCAAGGUAAGCACAUCUCUCCCCCUGUCCCCCUCACUUUCGCGUGUGGCUUUUUUCGGUCCUGUGCUUUCGCACGUCCUUUCUGCCAUUCGACCAUUUUUCGCACUUCUGCGCCCUGUUUCUUCCAGUUGCUUACUGCCUUCGCAGACAACUACUUGCGCGAUUUCCCGCCUCUCCUUCCAUAUGCACUUGCCCAGAGUCGUGCUUCCCGCGCUCUGCAGUCCCACCGAGCACCUGUUCACGGUGCCCUCCUCAAUCCUCGUGCCGUGGGCCACCAGGCCAAGCACAUCAAGAUCAUGGAAUCAGGCUGGCGCAUGUACUUCCCCUUAUUUGAACUCUGCCCAUCCUUUGUCCCUUCAGUCAAGCGCUCUGAUGCCGAUAUUCGUGCCCUGGAGCACAGCCUGUCUUUCACUAAUUUUCGUGAAGCAUUGUGCAACCUCGUUCAGCUCAUCUCCUCGUACCUCGCCUCUCCUGACCGCAAAGCUAUUGCGCAUUCGUGGCAGUUACACUACGACAUGAUUUUUGACCAGCCAGACAUAUACUCGGCUUUCGCCACCUACCUCGUCUAUGAUGAGAUGCUCCGCAUGGCAUUUCCCAAACGUUCUGGGGAUUUUGACCCCAGCGUUUUCCAGGUCCAUGUCUGGCAAUCAAUUGUUGACCAGCAACGCGAAGACCGCAUGGCAAAGUUUGAUGUCAUGAUGGAUCACAUGAGGGCGGGCACAUCUUCCACUAGCACCCCUUCUCUGGCACCUCAUCGUGCCCCCACUCCCUCGUCAUCUGCUUCAUCUGGUAAACAUCCCCAUGCUGCCCAAUCUUCCUUUCGGAAAGAGGCACCCCCCGACUCUGCGGAGAAGCUCCCCUCCUCUUCCUUUCGCAUCACCUCCGCAUGCUGGUUCUGCGGAGAGCUCCACCGUCCCAAGGAUUGCCCAUCCGUUGACAACGGGUGGCUCGUCAAAGAUGCCCAGGGCCUCUAG